This is a messenger RNA of Camelina sativa (false flax), 1369 nucleotides long. RefSeq names its product magnesium protoporphyrin IX methyltransferase, chloroplastic. Gene Ontology annotation, molecular function: magnesium protoporphyrin IX methyltransferase activity. Lineage: Eukaryota; Viridiplantae; Streptophyta; Magnoliopsida; Brassicales; Brassicaceae. Gene Ontology annotation, biological process: chlorophyll biosynthetic process. The record is from RefSeq and is a predicted model, not a curated record.
CACUUCUUCAUCACUGCAACGGCGCCAAACUCACUUCAUUGUGGCUUCCGCUUUCCCAUAAAACUUCAAUAAUGCCGUUUUCUCCGUCCUUGUUGUCACCGUCUUCCUCAGUCUCUCAGUUUCUUCCCAGAUUCCCCAACGCAACUAGGUUCAAUGUAGUAACUCCCCGGAGCAGAGCCGCCACCAUCGUCGCGGCAUCCGUCACCGACCUAGCCGGCGUAGACAGCACAACAAUCGCCGUACUCGGAGGCGGAUCCGUAGCAGCACUCGCGGCGAUGGUUUCCUUGACGGAUCCGGAGAGGAGGCGGAAAUUGCAGGCGGAGGAAGUUGGAGGAGGCGACAAGGAGGUUGUGAGGGAGUAUUUCAACAGCACCGGGUUUGAACGGUGGAGAAAGAUAUACGGUGAUACUGAUGAAGUGAAUCGUGUACAGAAGGAUAUCAGACUCGGUCAUGCUAAGACGGUGGAGAACACGAUGCUUAUGCUUACGGAAGAUAGAUCUUUAGCCGGUGUUACGGUUUGCGACGCCGGUUGCGGAACCGGUUUGCUCUCGAUUCCUUUAGCUAAGGAAGGAGCUAUCGUCUCUGCUUCCGAUAUCUCUGCUGCUAUGGUUGCCGAAGCUGAGAUGAAGGCAAAGUCACAACUACCACCAGGGAAUAUACCAAGAUUUGAAGUGAAUGAUUUAGAGAGCUUAAGUGGCAAGUAUGAUACAGUUGUAUGCCUGGACGUGCUGAUACAUUAUCCGCAGAACAAAGCAGAUGGAAUGAUUGCGCACCUUGCUUCUUUAGCAGAGAAGAGAGUGAUUCUUAGUUUUGCUCCAAAGACGUUUUACUAUGAUAUAUUAAAGAGAAUUGGUGAGCUUUUCCCAGGGCCAUCCAAGGCCACAAGGGCUUAUCUACACUCUGAGGCGGAUGUGGAAAGAGCUUUGCGUAAGGUCGGCUGGAAAAUCAGCAAGAGAGGACUCACUACUACUCAGUUCUACUUUUCUAGGCUUAUUGAAGCUGUUCCAAUGUAGUAGACCCCCAUUUGAAAAAAAAAAGACUAAGAAUUCCAAUUUGACAAUACAUGUGAGGAUGGAUAGCUUUACUUUUGGGACUUCUUCAGUAGAUCGUAAUUGUAUAGGACAUUCCGAGAAGGAUUUUCGUGGAAGACAUGCUGAUAUCCUAAACUCGCCCAAGAGAUUCUCUCAUAAACUCUUCCUACACUACUAGGACUGUUUGUACGUACAAACUUGCACUUCUGCAGACCCCCAAAAUAUUGAUUUGGUUAAAUGUGUUAAAUGUUUAAUAUGUAAACGACAGCAUCUGCGAUGAAUAGUUGUAGAACAAAAGGAUUAUCCACAGCGACUAGCUAGCUUUUUGUUGUGCGGUU